Molecule: messenger RNA, 420 nt
Organism: Baudoinia panamericana UAMH 10762
Lineage: Eukaryota; Fungi; Ascomycota; Dothideomycetes; Mycosphaerellales; Teratosphaeriaceae
Exons: 1
Source: RefSeq, a predicted model, not a curated record
CGCCAGGCUCGCGUGAGGUGUCGUCGAGAUGACGAUACCCACUCAGGGAUCAGGCUGCACGUCGCAUGUCGCAUGCCAGAUCCGAAGCUUAUUAUUCUCCGCCGGCCUUCGUCUCAUUCGCUGCCGUCGGAAUUACUAGGACAGCAUGAGCCGGCAGGUGUUACGCAUCUCACGAUCUUGAAUGCUUGACUCUCGUGCUUGGUAUCGGGAUGUGUGACGGAUGGUCUUGGCAGUGUGCAGGUACACGUUCCAGGAACUGGUGGGAUUAUGGAACAGGAGCAUUCAUUCUGACUGCUAGUCCAACACUCGGCGGUCAGGUGUCGAAAUCAUACGCCCCCAAAAGGUCGACCGUGUUGGCAGAGGUGCAUUCUGAGUGAAACGUAACAUCAGGACCGGAAACGAAGGUGAUACAGUUCAAAG